UCACUUGUCUUUGAUCCACACUCGCAGUAUCAUCCUACCUCCGCAAGCAUGAAAGUGGCACCAGUAACUAUAUGGGUGGUAGCAGCGAGCUGCAGCCUGCUGCUGGCAACGGACGCAUUCGACCCCCUCACGAAGAAAGCUUUGGCUACGAAGCUGCUCGUUGGAGGCGCAGUUGCUGGCAAGGUGGCCCUUGUUGGAGGAGCUGUCAUCGCAAAAACUUUACUCGUCAAGAAACUUCUAAAAAAUAAAAAGUUUACAGGUGGUUACAAAGGCGGCGUAUACGACAAAGAUUAUACCAGACACGCAGGAUAUCCCGCUGCACUGUACACACCAUCUUACUAUGCACAACCUGCUGCCUAUUACCCACCGGUCAAAGCAGCCUACCAACCUGCUUAUCAGCAAGCUUAUCAACCAGCUUACCAGCCGUCCUAUCCUAGUUACUCGUACCCUUCAAAGUCCUAUGCCAGUAAAGGAUAUGCUCAACCUGGCUACGGUUCACUGUACGGAUAAAAGAUUAGUAACCUCAUGUUCUGUUUCUUCUUAAUAACUUGGCGCAACUUGCAUGUUCUGGAAAGGACUGGAAAGGACUGUACAGAACUGUAAAGGACUUCCAAAGAUAAUUCAAAAUUAAUAGCCAAGCUCUCAUGGAGCGGCUAUUAUAUGUAAUUUAUUUAUUCAGUAUAUAGCCCUAUUUAGGUAAUAUUAUUAAUAUUCGUAUUUCGGUGAUAUGGAAGUCUCACACAAUUAGCCACGAAAAUGUUGAAUGUUUCACAAUGCACGAAACUUGUUAGCCAUCAUUUAGAGCAAGUUCGUGCGCAUAAUGGAAAAAAAUAUUUAUUUCUUAAACGUA
Molecule: messenger RNA, 850 nt
Organism: Hyalella azteca
Lineage: Eukaryota; Metazoa; Arthropoda; Malacostraca; Amphipoda; Hyalellidae
Product: serine, glycine and glutamine-rich protein
Exons: 2
Coding region: 49-510 (153 amino acids)
Source: RefSeq, a predicted model, not a curated record